AUUCUAAGGAUCGAGUUUUAAAACUCGAAAACUUCUCCUUUGAAGCCUCUUUAGAGCUUGAAAAAGUUCCUCAUGAAAUAUUUGUGCAAAACUUUCCUAAAAAUGAAGCUAAUGAGAAUACAACGGUAAAUGGAAAUUUGAAUAGUAUCGAUAAUCCGAGGAAUUGGUCUUCAAAAAAGAAGUGGUUAGUUUUGGCUAUCAUAACUGUCUCAGGAAUAUCGAUGCCUAUUGCAGGAACGAUCCAAUUUCCUGCACUUGUAGUAAUACAAAAUGAAUUUAAUGCCUCCAAUUUAGCUAUAGAUGCUUUUGGUUCUGUGUCUACGUUUUUCCUAGGGGUAGUGUCAAUAGUUUUCGCUGCAUAUUCGGAUGAACUCGCAACAAGAAAGAAAGUGUUUAUCACUUCUUUUCUAGUAUUUAUUUUAGCAUCAGUGGUGUGCGCAAUUGCAACAAACAUUUGGUUGUUAAUAAUAAUGCGCGCCAUUCAGGCUUGUGGCAAUUCUGCUAUAUUGCCACUUUGUGCUGGAGUUAUAAGCGACAUUUACAAUCCGCUUGAAAGAGGAAGUGCAUUUGGAAUAUUUUACUUUGUUUUUUGGAUUGGUCCCUUUCUAGCUACAAUUUUUAGUGGAUUCAUUGCCCAAUAUCUUGGUUGGCGUUGGAUUUUUUGGAUUUUGGCGAUUUUUGGUGGUGUCAUCUUAUUUUUGAUAUUAUUCUUUCUUCCUGAAACUUUUAAUGCUGAUUCUUUAAAAUCUAAUCCAAUUUCAAAGUUUAAUCCAAUUUCUCCAUUAAAAUUAUUUAAAUAUCCAAAUAUCACUCUUGUUAUUAUAUAUAUAUGUAUAUCAACCUUAUUAAUUCAUAUUCAAAAUAUUAGUAUUCCUAUAAAUUUUUCUGCUCGUUAUAAUUUUACAACUUCAGAAAUUGGGCUAUUCUUUAUCGCACCUUGUUUUGGAUAUAUGCUUGGAAGUUUGUUAGGAGGAAAAUAUUCGGAUUAUUUAUCACAAAAAUUAUUAUCAAUAUCUGGAGAUUAUUGUCCCGAAGUAAGAAUAAAAGGUGCUUGGUUUGGCUCAUUAUUAAUUCCAAUAACUUGUUUCAUUUAUGGAUGGUUAUUAGAAAUUAAUUCUAAUAUUUACGUAUUGGGAAUCAUAUUAUUUUUAUGCUCAUUUGGAAUGUUAACCACAUUUAACACUUUAUCUACAUAUCUUGUCGACGCAUGUCCUGGACGUGGUGCUUCGGUUAUGGCAUUAACAUGUCUUAUUAGAUUGGCUAUACCUGGUAUCAUAACAAUUUUUGAAACUUCUAUUGAAGAAAGAUUAGGUGUUCGUUGGAUGUUUACGUUAAUAAGUGUAAUAUGUUUUCUUAGUAUUUUAUUGCUAGUUAUGGUAUAUAUUAAUGGAAGGAAAUGGAGAUCUAAUUUUAUUGCUACAAUCUAA
This is a messenger RNA of Dentiscutata erythropus, 1427 nucleotides long. The record is from the annotation of a GenBank genome assembly. NCBI's taxonomy places the organism in Eukaryota, Fungi, Glomeromycota, Glomeromycetes, Diversisporales, Gigasporaceae.